Molecule: messenger RNA, 3773 nt
Organism: Mustela lutreola (European mink)
Lineage: Eukaryota; Metazoa; Chordata; Mammalia; Carnivora; Mustelidae
Gene: STPG1
Product: sperm tail PG-rich repeat containing 1
Exons: 11
Coding region: 263-1336 (357 amino acids)
Biological process (GO): epigenetic programing of male pronucleus
Cellular component (GO): female pronucleus; germinal vesicle; male pronucleus
Molecular function (GO): histone binding; chromatin binding
Source: RefSeq, a predicted model, not a curated record
GGAGGACUCCAGAAUGUUAGGCCUGUGGUUGCCAUAGCAACGGGGAGGCUGGGUAGCCCAGAUUCAGCCCAGGGAGACCCAAGGAGGUCCAUGACAUCCUGUCAUGAACAGUGACACAAGGAACUGAACGCUAAGGCACAUCUGGGCGGGGCUCCGUUCACACCUGGUCUGCACCUGGUCUCAUCCUGGCUUUACAGGUACUUAGAAGAACAUGUAGAGUUUUUCAUCAAACAAAUGGAACAUAUCACAGAACUUUGCUAAGAUGGACAACUCCGCACGCAAAGACCAACACCCUGACAAAAAAUAUCCCAGCCAUGCCAGCAAAUUACAGAAAGGUUUUACUGCUGCAUAUCCAACACAAUCCUCCAUUCCUUUUAAAAGCCGGAAUUUAACAAUUCCAGAAUCAGAAAAAAAGGGAUUCAAUAGUCAAGCCAAGAGGUUUUAUUAUAAAAAGGAUAGCAUCCCAGGUCCGGGGUUCUACGACGUCAUUCACCAAUCUCCAGUGUUCAACAGUGCCUCGUUGUCUAAGAAAGGGACGUGCACUUUUCCCUCUCUGCGAGCCCGGUUGGACACCAUUAUUUCUAAAUACCCUGCAGCGAACACAUACACUAUCCCAUCACAUCUUGUCUCGAAGAAAGACUUCAGUAAUUCCUGUUCCAGCAUGUUCCAGUUGCCAAGCUUUGCAAAAGUCCUCAAAUUUGAAACUCCUGCACCAAACCAGUACAAUACCUCUGUCUCUUACUGCAAGCAGAGAAACAACGUCUGUGCCCAAGCCGGGUUUCUGUCCAAAACCCAGAGAGGAUUUUUCAGUGUCGCUGAAACAGGACCUGCCCCAGCAGAGAGGUCAUUUAUUCUCCUGCUUCUACAAGGCACCUGUAUCUCCUCACCUUUGCCACCACUGGGACAUUAUAAUAUCAACGAAUCCCUUGUGAAGCAGUCGCCAAAGGUAUUAAUGUCUUGUUUUAAAUCAAAAACUGAACGUGGAUUAAAACUGACAUCAACGGGCCCAGGACCUGGUUAUUACAACCCCAAUGAUCACACCAAGAUUCUGAAAAAGACUCUUAUCCCGAGAAACCCCAUCCUGAACUUCUCUGCACAGCCUUUGCCCCUGCCCCCGAAGCCGCCCCUCCCGGGCCCUGGGCAGUAUGAGAUCGUGGACUACGCAGGGCCCCCUAGACACUUCAUCUCCAGUGCUGCGUUUGUGUCCAACACCAGCCGGUGGACAGAGGCCCCGUCCCAGUCAGGCCUGCCAGGCCCAGCCACGUACAGGCCGGAAUUCCCUGGAAAGCAGUCCUUUCUCUACAACGAGGACAACAAAUGGAUCCCGGUGUUGUAGGGCCCUCACACAAGUUCAGGGAGGACCCUGGCCACCAGCUGCCCCACCCAGGAUCCCUGGGACGUUCAUUCAGAGAAUGUCCGUUUCGUGUACGACAGAUGACUCCCUGUGGGCAGCUCUGCGCCCCUCCGCUCCCCCCCAGCUGCUACUGAGCUGGGCUCCUGCAUUUGUCCUUGUCUUGAGCUGUCCCCUGGAGACUGGACGUCCAUAUCUACUGACUCCAGUGGUUUCCUGAGCAGAAAUGAGGAGUGGACAGAGCCUCUCUUGUUUACCUCGCCAAGCAGUCCAUGCUGGCUUCUGCGGGCCUCCCCGCAGAUGUAAGGGGCUGCUGAGCUCAGACUCCAGCGAGAAGGCGGCCAACAGCAGAUUCCCUGUCUAGAGGCCUGAUGCUGAGCCAUGGCUCUGGGCUCCAGAGCACACCUGCAGGAUGGACCUCACAGGACCGCAGCCCAGGCACACUGGCAUCCUUCAGCCUUGACCCCCAGACUUCCCCUGGAGUCUCCGGAGCUGGGAAGGCCCAGAGGCGCUUGUGAUAGACACGGAAGGAUUGCCUGGGCCCUCACCUCCAGCUAGAUCUUUGUGUCUCCCAUUCAGGAAGAGCACAGCAGCCAGUCACUGUGGUCACUUCUGCUCAUUACCCACCUUCCGGAGGGGCCACCGCAUCCCCUGGGUGGCUCAGUAUUCGGCAGCCCAUGUGGGCAGGAGGCUGCCAGAACCAGGGCCCUGGAAACUGUGAUUCUGAGGGCCAGGGAGGCCACACACCACUUGGUGCCUGUGGGUCCUUGCUUUCCCCAGGACUUCCCUGUCCCCAGGCCUGGCCUCUGUCUCCUUCCAGGCCUGCUGCUCCAGCUUGACACAGUCUUCGGUGGAUCUUUUCUGGCCUGCCAAAUUGGCUUCCUCCUGGCAAAAGGAAGAGGUUCCCAAAGAACCAAGGGGAGCUGGAACUGAGCACUUGCCCCAAAUACCGAUGUUGUUCACGUCUGCCAGAGCAAGGCUCUGCUGCAGCCCCCUCCCUGCUCCACACACAGUCAAGGCCUCUGACUCCCUGGGCUCCGCCUCUGACUUUUCCCUGUGACCAGAGAACGGUUUUUCUGUCCGAAUGGCCACUGACUGGCCCUCCCUUUGGGGGAGGGAGGAAGUGGGGGGGAAACGGAUAGAAUACCACAUCCAAUUAAACUGAAUUCUUGCAUCUCACGAAAGCUGGCCUUUUUGUGAACCCCAGAUUCCCGCCAGUGCCCGCUGCUCUGAGAUGAGCGGGAGGUGGCCUGGAGCUCCUGGCAAAGCGCCACAAAAGGCAGGACCUCGAGGCAGGAUGGCUUGGGCUCCCCUCUUGUCAGGUCCGUAGCUUUUCCUUGAGGGAAAAGAGUUGGAUUCGAAUUCCGGGGCUCAAGGUCAACACUUUCAGGGGCUGGGCAGGUAGUGCGUGGAGGAAAGUAGGUAAGGCCGGUAUGGGGAGGGGGGUCCAAGGCCGCCUGUCUAAAGGGACAUUUAGUAAGUAUCCAGCUAACUGUGGCCAGAUCUGCAGAGUUUCAACAGAAAUCUGGAAGUCCUCAAAAUGUGAAAUCUCCUGACUGGAGAUGUUGAUAACCAUCUUUCAACUUGAAGUUUUCUGUUGAGGCUAAAGGAAACUUCUGCAGGCCAUCCAUUGUCCACUUGGGUUGUAGAAGUUCUGGAAGACCCUUUUGAAGCUGGCAUUUGAUGUUGUACCUUUCUUUGACCCCAGACUCUGGACAAUGGGGCCAGACCCCAAAGCCUUGGUUUUUAGGUCCCUCUGACCCUGGGGGACCUUUAGCAGAUGAUUGGGCUGGGUGCCGCCAGCCCUGGGGUCUCUGUGCGCAGAGGCUGGGAAAUGCAUGUGAAAACGAGUCAGGUCUCUCUAGCCCUCGGGCAGCUGGGCUGAGCACCGGCAGGUAAGGGCUGUCUCUCCAGAGGAGCGCCCUCCAACAUGGGAUCAGGAAAGAGGGAAUUCUGUGAAAAAAUGGCAGGGCUGUGCUUGGCCAGUCUGAAUCUGGCUUCUGUUGAAUACAUGACGAGUUGAGGCCCUGAGCUCAGAGGGUCUGUCUUGACCAUAUCUAGCUCUCAGACUCUGGCCAUAUGUUAGGAUCACCUUGGGAGCUGUUACAGAAACAGGCUGCCCAGGCCCAAACCCUCAGAGUUCUGAUGUAAUUGAUCUGAGGUAAGGUCUGGGCCUUGGUAUCUGUAUUGAUGUUCUUAGCAUGAUGAUGAUAAUGUAUUUAGUUAGGGUUAGGACACACUGAUCCUUUUUUUUUUUUUUUUUAAGAUUUUAUUUAUUUGGAGACAGCGAUCACAAUUAGGUAGAGAGACAGGCAGAGAGAGAGAGGAGGAAGCAGGCUCCCUGCUGAGCAGAGAGCCCAACUCAGGGCUCCAUCCCAGGACCCUGGGAUCAUGACCAGAGCCAAAGGCAGAGGCUUUAACC